GACAUCUUGCAAGAUUAGAUACGAUGAGAGCACAGAAACACUGCAUUUUGAUUUGUGAAUAAGUCAAAAUGACUGCUGAUGCAGAGAAAAAGGAAGAUGAAAAGAUCCCAGAGGAUCUUUUUAAAGAUGUGACGUAUUACGUGGUCGGCGAUAUCGACCAACAGGUACUUGCUCUUUUGAAUGCUGGAGGAGCUAAGCGAGACACCUAUUUGAGUCAGAUGGUGAGCCAUGUCAUUGCUGAUGAUCACACACAGGAUGACUACUCAGAAGCCAAGGAACUCUUUGAACUCCCAGUGGUCACGAGCCAGUGGGUGACCUUGUCUGUGAAAUGCAAGAAAAGACUUCCUAUUGAAAUAUUUGCACCAGAAGGACGUUUGUUAUCUGGAGUGGUAGCUUGUUCCUCACAGUUGGAGCCAGAUGAUGCCAAGGCACUGUGGGGUAUGGUGACCUACUAUGGAGGUCGAUGUCAACAGAACCUAGACCAGAGUUGUACCCAUCUCAUCACCUACAACACUGAGAGUGAAAAGUACCGAGCUGCCUCCUUGCAUGUAUCUGAUAUGAAGAUUGUCACUCCUGACUGGGUCACUGAUAGCAUCAGCAAGGGAGAGAGGCUUGAUGAGACGAUUUAUGACCCGGAAUUAAUUGAGUAUCCACGCCCAAAGUCCCCAACGCCACCUCCUCCACCCCCACGGGAGCCUUCCCCACCACCAGUCAUGUUUCCUGAGGCCAUGGAUAUCAAUGACCAGAUGAUGCAAAAUCAGUAUCUACACAUGAUGGGUAACCAUGGGAACCAUCCUCGGCAACGUGGGGAGAUGACUGCACGGUCGCCCGGAAAUCAGGUGAACACCCCCUUCCAGCAGUCCGCCAUGGCUGCUUUAGAGCGACGCGUGUCAGGGGAGGAGUCAGGAGCAGGGUCAAGGCCACCUACACCUAGUGCUAAAGAGGCAUUGGCUCGCAUGGUCAACAAUCGCAUACAGGCUGGAGGACAACCACGAGCCAUUCACUCUCCUAAAUCUCCAGGGAAGCCACACCCUGCCAUGCCUGGUGGUAUAAGCAUGCCUUCUCCUCACCAAAUGCAACAGGCAGGAUUGGGCAGUUAUGUAGGCAUGCCAGGCCCAGGGUUGUCUCCCUUCCCUGGGCAUGACCCCAUGGGGAUGCAGAAUCAACAAGGGAAUCAACCACAGCGAACGUUACGAAACAUCACCAAUGCAGGCCCACAACACCCAUCACCUGGACCACGUCCAAACACAAACAAGAUUAAUCAAAUUCUUGGCCUGAAUAUGAAUGUGCCACACCGUCAUCCUCCUCCACGAUAUGGAUCAGCCACAGGGUCACAGAAAGGUCAACACCCAUCCCAGUCACCACUGAUGCCAACAUAUUGGGGUCAUGACCCUACAGACAAUGUGCCUGCCGACAUGUGUUUGCUGGGAUGUAUCUUCUACAUAACUGAUUACCAAAAGAUUGUGGGUCCAGAUCAGAUUGACAACUGGAAAAAGGUGAUUGGACAGCAUGGUGGCCAGGUGGAUCCGGCUUAUUCCAAUCGUGUGACUCAUAUCUUGUGUGCCAACCAACACAGUGACGUGUUUGCACUGGGUUUGAAGGACCAGCGACGUGUUGUGACAGCUUACUGGCUGAAUGAUGUACUUCUACGUAAGAGGAUGCUUCCUCCAUGGCAGGCCUUGCAUAUUCCACUUAUCUUCGCUGACGUGAAACCCUGCUCAAACCAGAUUAUCUGUGUGACAAACUUUGAGGGGGAUGAGAGAAUGCGUAUCAAACAGAUGAUCAAUGCCAUCGGAGCUAAAUACACUGGUUAUAUGACUCAUUCAAACUCUGUACUCGUCUGUAAGAGACCAGAAGGAGAAAAGUAUGAAAAAGCCAAGGAAUGGCACUUACCUGUAGUGAAUGCUCAGUGGCUCAGUGAUCUAGUUCUCGGUAACUUGGAUGCUCUGAAACUUCCUAUCAAUCCUCGUUAUCUUCUACAAACUGUCCAUCAUUUGAUCCUCGUUAACAAUCUUCUACAGCUGGAUACAAGUCGUAUUGGACAUUUAUUAGUUGGUUGGAGGAAUCCUAUGAAGAUUCAGAAAGAAGUAUGGAAGCGAUUUUUACCUGGUCUGCCAAAGUCCCGCCCUGCUGCAGUAUCUGGCCAGGAGAAUGUACAUAUCCCAAAGCCUGAGGCAGCUGAACCACCUGUUAAAAAAGCCAGAAUGGAUCUAAAUAAAGAGGACCAGUCCAUUCUAGACAGACCUGGGCCGAGAGUCAUGUUCACAGGGUUUCCUCGCGGCAUUGCUAGACGACUACAAUCUAGUGCUAUGCAGCUGGGUGCCAAUAUCACAGAGAAUCCUCGUUAUUGUACACAUCUUGUAACCCCAGCCUUUUCCCGCACCCUGAAGUUCUUCAUUGCUAUCAAUGUUUGUAAAUAUGUGGUAACGCGCAACUGGAUUGAGGACAGUCUGGAACAGAAUCGAUUCCUGGAUGAGGCAAACUAUAUGCUGAGAGAUUUAAAGGCGGAGAAAGAAAUGCAGUGUAGUCUACAGGAGUCUCUAGCUCGGGCUCAUGUCAAACCUCUAUUCCAGGGAUUGACAUUCUACAUUACACCAAGUGUGAAUCCUCCUGUUGGUGACCUCAUCAAUAUUGUGGAGAGUGCAGGAGGCAAAGUAGUGAAGAGGAGGCCGGGACUACGAACCUUUAUCUCAAUGAAGGAUGAGCAGGGAAAUCCAAAAUGUAUACUUAUUACCUGUGAAAACGACAUGCAUUUAUGUCGAGAUUUACUGGCGAAGAACAUAGCUAUGUACAAUGCAGAGUUCAUUCUUACCGGAGUGAUCAGACAGAAAACAGACUUUCGAAUGUUUCAAAUUGAAGUUCAUUGACACAACCUGGAAGUAGAAUGACGUAAACAAACCAAUCCAAGGCAGCUAACCCCGUCACAAACUCUUCAUGCAAGACUGAAGGUACAGCUCUGUGAUCCAGUGAAGUGAUCAGUAGUGGAGACACGGUGUGCCUGAAUCCAUAUGACCAGGGUUUUAACAGGAUAGUUUGGUGGAGAUGUGUUUCAUAUAUCAUUUUUUAUUUUAUGAAGGAAUGGACAAGAAUUAUAUAGAGAGAAAUGUGAAGCUUUGAACUAGUCAAGUUUGAACAGAUGAGAGAGAUUUUAUGUGAGGAUAUAUAUGCUAGAGAUGGAAGUUUUAGUUUUGAAAAGAUGAAAAAACAUUAUUUUGUGAGACAUUCCGUUUGAAUGGACGAUAAUUGAGAUUAUUUAGUUAAAAGUUCUUAAGUGAAAAAUAAAUGUUUUUGAUUCGGAAUAAAAAUGAUUUGAGAGGGAUUAUAUGUUACCCUGCAUAUUGGAAUAUAGCACAGUAGGUUGUGUGUUUAUAUUCUUUAUUCAUGUGUCAAAUCUACAAGUCUGUUUCUAGUGGUAUAUUUACUCUGGUAAUAGGGUGUUUGUUAGUUGAUGUGAAAGAUGAGGUCUAGUUUAGAUGAGAGAUGAGCUGUGUGUUAGUUGAUGUGAAAGGUAAGGUCUAGUUUAGAUGAGAGAUGAGCUGUGUGUUAGUUGAUGUGAAAGGUAAGGUCUAGUUUAGAUGAGAGAUGAGCUGUGUGUUAGUUGAUGACAGAGAUGAGCAGUGUGUUAGUUGAUGACAGAGAUAAGUUGUGUGUUAAUUGAUAACAGAGAUGAGCUGUGUAUUAAUUGAUGACAGAGAUAAGUUGUAUGUUAGGUGUGAGGUGGAGAGACAGGGUGAUAAGUAAUUCUCCUUCAGUGGGUUUUUUUAUAGCAGUGAGUUUAUGUAUGUAUACUUGCAUAUAUCUGUAUGUUUUUGUUUGUUGUUUUUUUUUUUUCAAUUUUUCUACCCCAUGUAGUUCUGAGCAUGUAGAUCAUGAAAGUAAAAAUAAAUAAAAACAUA
This is a messenger RNA of Ylistrum balloti, 3896 nucleotides long. Its product is annotated as PAX-interacting protein 1-like. NCBI's taxonomy places the organism in Eukaryota, Metazoa, Mollusca, Bivalvia, Pectinida, Pectinidae. The record is from RefSeq and is a predicted model, not a curated record. Gene Ontology annotation, cellular component: MLL3/4 complex.